GCGUGAGGUGUGGAAAGGUUCUGUGAAAUAUAGUUUAGUGAAAAUUACUAAUGUCAUUCAUCUCGUAAUUUACUUGGACAGUCGUAGGAAACCUUACGCACCUGUUUCUUGGUAUAUUUAUAACUUGGUGUAUUUAGAUAUUACUAUACUAGACAGAUUUUACACCGACUUUAUUGGAAAAAUGUAAAGUAAUGUAUGGCUUGCACGUGCAGUAAGGUCAUAUAUCCCUAGCAUUAGGACAUUACUAAUAGUAAUAAUAAAAAGUAAUUAAAUAUUACCGACUUAGUUUGUUUUAAGGGACGACAUUUUUGCACCAAACGCGUUCACACGUUGUGUUUGUCUCACGACAAAAUAUGAAAGGCUGAGUGACGAACAACACCCUUUAUCAGUCUGGUGAUACCUGGCUAUACCAGACGCCUCAAAGCACAACAAGUUUUGAGAAAAACCCUUGUUUUCCAAAUAUUUGCUAUGUAUAUUUAACAAUACUUGUUAACAAAACACUCAACGAAAUUGAAGGAAAACUGCAAUUAUCCCAUCUAUCGGCUACUGGUUUUCUGUAACUUAAACUGUCGAAAGAGGGCGCACGUAUGAAAACAGCAUCUAUUUCAGUCUAACUUCCGGUUAAAAACCAGGCUAGCUGCUAACAGUAUUUCAGAAAAUGUUGUAAUUUAACCAUGACUUGGAUUGUUUAGAUAUGUGUAAAAUUCUGUUCUACUUUUAAACUGGUAGGAGACCAUUCAUUGCACAUUUAUUUUGCUAUAUGCACUUUUUUAAGUUAGCUAACUGCCCAAUGCUAGCUUGCAAGCUUCUAUUAAAAUGAGUGUAAAAUCAGUUGAAACUUCAUCCCAAUCUGUGGCUGCUGGAGUCGCAAUAGCCGUGGUGUCCAGUUUUAUCAAUGGAUCUACGUUUGUACUACAGAAAAAGGGAAUUUUACGUGCCCGAAAACGAGGUGAUUCCUAUUUAUUAGACGGGGUGUGGUGGAGCGGGACGUUCUCUAUGAUCUUGGGUCAAAUAGGAAAUUUCUUGGCAUACAAUGUGGCCCCUGCUGUGGUGGUUGCACCCCUAGGAGCCCUAGGUGUUCUGUUUGGGGCUCUGUUGGCUUCUCAUAUUCUCCAGGAGCAUCUGAAUAUCUUGGGGAAGCUUGGUUGUAUGCUGUGCUGUACAGGUUCAGUUAUGCUUGUCAUUCACGCUCCAAAGUCUGAAAAUGUGACCACAAGAGCUGAACUGGAGGACAGGCUAGGAGAUCCAGUGCUUUUGGCCUACAUCUCUGUGGUUGUGCUGCUGUUGAUUGUGCUGAUCGUGUGGCUGGCCCCAGUCUACGGGUCGUCAAACAUCAUGGUGUAUGUGGCCAUCUGCUCACUGCUGGGAAGUUUCACCGUGCCCAGCAGUAAGGGGCUGGGCAUGGUAGCCCCUGAGGCCUUCACUGGAGGUCCUGACAAUGCGGGAGCUCUCUGUCUCUUCCUGGGCCUCUUGGGAACGCUGGCCGUCAGCAUCCUCAUUCAGUUCACAUUCAUCAACAAAGCCCUGGAGAGCUUCAGCUCCAACAUAUUUGAGGCCAUUUACUACGUGACUUUCUCCUCCACUGUCAUCCUGUCCUCGGCCGUCGUCUUGAGGGAGUGGAGAGGCGUGGGCUUGGUGGACUGCCUGGGCGUGCUCUGCGGCCUCGCCACCGUGUCGGCAGGCGUUUUCUUGCUUCGUGUCUCCCAAGAGGCCUCUCUCACCUGGAAGCAGGUUAAAGUGCCGGCAAAAGAGGACUAACUUGUUUUCAGAAUUUCUCCGGAAGCCACUGAGGAGGACUAUAAACUAUUAAUUUGUUAAUUUACCUGUCUCAAUUUCAAUAAUGUUUGCUUAUUAAAUUAAUAUGUAUAAUAUAUGUAAAUAUGUGAUGAGUAUGGAGUGAAAUUAAAAAAUUUAUUAAAAAUAUCAAAAUUAUUAAAAUAUUAAACUAUGACACUACUGCAAGUGUAAAUGGAGAAAUAAGAGUACAAUUUCUUACUUCCUUCACAUCAUCAUGUUCUUUGUGUAUGUCAUGCUUUGAUGACAUAUGUGCUUAUUCCUUAUUCUGUGUAUAUUGCAUCCUAGUUUAUGUCCAUGAAAGCUAACAAAAGUUAGGUGUCCGGAAGUUAGUUGUUUAGCUUUUACACAUCCAACCAAAACAGGCAUAUACAUCCAACAACACACGUGUUUCUUUGGCUGAAUGUGGCAGAACUACAUUUUACAGCAAGAAAAUCUUGUUCUCCUGCAAUUUGAAGGAAAGUGUCAUAUACCAAGAAGGCCAAUAGAUAAAGAUGUUCUUUCAUGCUGAAGCCUGAAUUGCUUGUCAUGCUCCAGUUAAUGCUGCUAGUUCACUUUGUAGAAUUCUUCAGAUAUAGUUUAGAUUGAAUAG
Messenger RNA from Anguilla rostrata (American eel), 2386 nucleotides. RefSeq names its product NIPA magnesium transporter 1 (gene nipa1). Gene Ontology annotation, cellular component: membrane. The record is from RefSeq and is a predicted model, not a curated record. The transcript has 5 exons. Gene Ontology annotation, biological process: magnesium ion transport. Bases 817 to 1758 code for a protein of 313 amino acids. Lineage: Eukaryota; Metazoa; Chordata; Actinopteri; Anguilliformes; Anguillidae. Gene Ontology annotation, molecular function: magnesium ion transmembrane transporter activity.